This is a messenger RNA of Aspergillus aculeatinus CBS 121060, 1105 nucleotides long. Its product is annotated as GNAT family N-acetyltransferase. NCBI's taxonomy places the organism in Eukaryota, Fungi, Ascomycota, Eurotiomycetes, Eurotiales, Aspergillaceae. Gene Ontology annotation, molecular function: acyltransferase activity, transferring groups other than amino-acyl groups. The record is from RefSeq and is a predicted model, not a curated record. The coding region runs from base 69 to 824 and encodes 251 amino acids. The transcript is spliced from 2 exons.
CUCUAGACUGCCCAUUGUCUCGUCGGAGAAAUAGUCUCAGAUAUAAAAUCCAUAUUUUGCUGCCCGCCAUGCCCAUCCUCUACAACCCCCAAACGCAAGAGCCGUACCUGCGCCUCCCGGCACCGCUCAGCCACAUCAUCCUCACCCCGCACCGACUGCACCAACUCGAGGAGACCAUCGCCGACAAAGUCCCGCUCCUCAAUGACCCGCGCAUCUACCUCAAUCUGACUGGCCCCCCGUACCCCUAUCUGCGCGAGCAUGAAGAAGCAUGGGUCAAAUCCAAAUGCGCGGCCGCUGAGCCGGUCCUUCGGGCUUUACGCGCCGAAUUCCAGACGUCGGUUCCGCAGCAAGAGUACUUUGACCUGUGUCCCUUCACGGUCAUUCGGGAAGUCACAGAAGAGGACCCACAGACGGGCCAUCCAAAACAGGAUGUCUUGAUUGGGGACAUUGAGAUCGCGCGGUACAUGUUCUACGAGUAUCGCCACGACAGUCCGGAACGAGCUGAGGCGCAGCGUCUGAAUAAUGAGCUGCCGCCGGGGGAUGAGGGAAUUGCGUGGGGGAUUGGCUACUUCCUGGCACCGUCUCAUCACGGCCGAGGAAUCAUGACUCUGGUCCUGCGGACGCUGAUCCAGGACUGGGGAGUCCCGCGGAUGAACACCAAGCGACUCAUGGCGUCGGCGUUUGUCGAAAAUGUCGGGAGUCUCCGUGUCUUCGAGAAGAAUGGUUUCGAGGUGCUCUGCACCUUGGAAGACUGGGCGCCCUACCCGGAGAACCGAGGCGGGGGGUGGAAGUCGCUUACCGUUGUUAAGUGGCGGGGUUUCUGAGAAAUUGCCAGCGUGUCUUAUUUGUUUCCGUUGUAUAUUGCUUGGAGCGUGCUUCAUCACUGCUAAUUGGCGAUGAUUAAAGUCCAUCAAGUCUUCAAGCUUUCAGAAUUUAUGUGACCUUUCUGGUACGUUUUACAUAAGGUUAUACCCCAGACUGUAUAUACAAUCAAAUGCGGUGGGAAGAUGACUCAACUGCAAUGGCGGCUAGUCACUGUACUGUAUGAACGGUUAUCAGUUUACCCUAUCAUAUAGACCCGUACAGCGGAAAUUUGUACUUCUGG